Puma concolor (puma) is the source of this 1584-nucleotide messenger RNA. NCBI's taxonomy places the organism in Eukaryota, Metazoa, Chordata, Mammalia, Carnivora, Felidae. The record is from RefSeq and is a predicted model, not a curated record.
AUGGAAGAGACGGAGGCCUGGAGGCCAGAAAGGCUGCAGUGGAGUCCCCCAGACUUGGCCCUUCUUGGUGGGAGAAGCCUCAUAGGAGAGCUGAAGGCCAGCUCCAAGUCCUUCUUGGGCCACCAGGCCCACUCGCGCAACCCCUUCCCCAGUGUCCCUGCUGGACCGGAGUACGCCUUCUGCUGGGUCCCUCAGAGAGGUGCCCGGGACGGAGUCCAUGGGUACAAAGGAGUCAAGUUCCAAAACUGGGCGAGGACCUACGGCUGUUGCCCAGAAAUGUACUACCAGCCCACGUCCGUGGAGGAGGUCAGAGAGGUGCUGGCCCUGGCCAGGCAGCAGAACAAGCGGGUGAAGGUGGUGGGAGGUGGCCACUCACCCUCGGACAUCGCCUGCACCGAUGGCUUCAUGAUCCACAUGGGCAAGAUGAACCGGGUUCUGCAGGUGGACACAGAGAAGAAGCAGGUGACUGUGGAGGCCGGCAUUCUCCUGUCUGACCUGCACCCACAGCUGGGCAAGCAUGGCCUGGCCUUGUCCAAAGGGGAGCCUUGCUGCAUCCCCACAGCAAACAGGCAAGGCAGUGGUGAGUUCCCGUGGAACCUCAUGGAAUGGAUGCCCCUCCCUGCUGAGGGCCGAUGCUGCCCAGACCUAGCCUUCCUUUCCCCAGUCCCCUGUGGCCAGGUGGUGGCGCUGACCCUGCUGACGGCUGAUGGGACCAUUCUUGAAUGCUCCGAGUCCAGCAACGCGGAGGUGUUCCAGGCCGCGCGGGUGCACCUGGGCUGCCUGGGAGUCGUCCUCACCAUCACCCUGCAGUGUGUGCCUCAGUUCCACUUGCAGGAGAUCUCCUUCCCCUCAACCCUGGACGAGGUUCUCGACAACCUGGACAGCCACCUGAAGAAAUCCGAAUACUUCCGCUUCCUCUGGUUCCCGCACAGCGAGAACGUCAGCGUCAUCUACCAGGACCACACCAACAAGCCCCCCUCCUCUUCAGCCAACUGGUUUUGGGACUAUGCCAUUGGAUUCUAUUUACUGGAGUUCCUGCUCUGGAUCAGUUCCUUCCUGCCAGGCCUCGUGGGCUGGAUCAAUCGCUUCUUCUUCUGGCUCCUGUUCACGAGGAAGAGGGAAAGCAGCAACCUCAGCCACGAGAUCUUCACCUAUGAGUGCCGCUUCAAGCAGCACGUCCAGGACUGGGCCAUCCCCAGAGAGAAGACCAAGGAGGCGCUGCUGGAACUGAAGGCUGUGCUGGAGACCCACCCCAAGAUGGUGGCCCACUUUCCCGUGGAGGUGCGCUUCACCCGGGGGGAUGAUAUCCUGCUGAGCCCCUGCUUCCAGAGGGACAGCUGCUACAUGAACAUCAUCAUGUACAGGCCCUAUGGCAAGGACAUACCACGGCUGGACUACUGGCUGGCCUACGAGACCAUCAUGAAGAAGGUCGGGGGCAGGCCCCACUGGGCCAAGGCCCACAACUGUACCCGGAAGGACUUUGAGAAAAUGUAUCCAGCCUUUUCAAAGUUCUGUGCCAUCCGAGAAAAGCUGGACCCUACUGGGAUGUUCCUGAAUGCGUAUCUGGAGAAGGUGUUCUACUGA